GCGACAUUUGUCACUUGCCAGCGACACGGGAGGAUGCAUCGAUUUGGCAUCGCUUUCGACAUUGACGGUGUAUUGAUCCGAGGUGGGAAGGCGCUGCCUCAAGCGGCCAAAAUCAUUCGCGAACUCCAGCAACGCCAAGUUCCUCACAUCUUCUUAACGAACGGCGGCGGGUGCCGUGAAGAAAAAAAGACCAACACGUUGAGCCAAAUCCUUGGCGUUCCGCUGCGUCACGAGCAAAUGAUCUUGUCCCAUACUCCGAUGCGAGAUCUUGCCAAGAAGUUCGGAGACUCCAAGGUGCUUGUGCUCGGAGCAUACGAAGUGAUGGAUGUGGCCCAGCAUUACGGGUUCAAGAAGGUCGUAUCCGUGCAAGACCUUGCUCGACACUCGCCAGCGCAGUAUCCGUUUCUCAAGUGGGACCCAACCCCGAGUCCGUUCCCAGACGACCCGAUCGAAGCGAUUGUCGUAUUGCAUGACCCAAUCCAUUGGGCACAAGAUCUCCAGAUUGCUGUGGAUGUACUCGUCGGCGGCGAUCCCCUCGGAUCCGGACGUCCCGACGGCGGCAAGCAGACGCCGCUCUUUGUCAGCAACGACGACUUUACGUUCAGUGGCGCGUACCCUGUUCCACGAUUCGCCCAAGGCGCUUUCACGAGAUGCUUGCAACUCUUGUAUGAGCAGCACACUGGCAAGCCGCUUGAGGUCCAACGCUUCGGCAAGCCGCAUGCUGUUACGUACCGGUCCGUGCUCUUGUCCAACAGGUCGGGCGUUCACGCAGGUUCCAACAGGUUUGCAGAAGACGUCAUGCAAGCACAAGCCGCGGGUCCAGUCGAGCGGUACUACGGCAUUGGAGACAAUCCAUACAGCGACAUCCAAGGUGCAAACAACGCUGGCGACCACUGGACCAGUGUUCUCGUACGCACGGGCAUCUUCACCGACACCAACCACGCGGAACACCCUGCCGACGUCGUGCUGGAUGCCGUGGACGACGCCGUCCAGUGGAUCCUGGCCAACGAGACGACCUCGGCGCGCUGACACGGUGCGCCACCACGUCCAAGCGAACGUGUGGCCAAGCCUCAAGCCAUCGAGCACUUUGGGACCUUGCGACCGCUUGGUAGGAUAGUCGAACCCAGCAUUAAAUAAACUUCUCCCUGCCGCCACUUCUACGUUUUUGGCGCCGCUGCUGCCACGAUGUGGUUGACGCUAGCGGUCGCAAGAUUUCGCAGCCACACGCUGAACUCUUGCAAGACGGCCUUCUCCUGCAGCUCACU
Aphanomyces invadans is the source of this 1265-nucleotide messenger RNA. RefSeq names its product TIGR01456 family HAD hydrolase. The record is from RefSeq and is a predicted model, not a curated record. The transcript is spliced from 7 exons. Gene Ontology annotation, cellular component: mitochondrion. Bases 34 to 1029 code for a protein of 331 amino acids. NCBI's taxonomy places the organism in Eukaryota, Oomycota, Saprolegniomycetes, Saprolegniales, Verrucalvaceae. Gene Ontology annotation, biological process: glycerophospholipid biosynthetic process.